Messenger RNA from Ananas comosus (pineapple), 706 nucleotides. RefSeq names its product biogenesis of lysosome-related organelles complex 1 subunit 2. NCBI's taxonomy places the organism in Eukaryota, Viridiplantae, Streptophyta, Magnoliopsida, Poales, Bromeliaceae. The coding region runs from base 48 to 443 and encodes 131 amino acids. The transcript has 2 exons. The record is from RefSeq and is a predicted model, not a curated record.
GUUAAAAGGGGAGAGGAGUCGGCCUGCGCCUGGAGAAGUCGGCGACGAUGUCCGCGACGAUGUCCGCAUCGGAGCGUGGGAAGUCUGGAUCCGGCGCCGACUCCUCCGCCCUGGCGGAGUCGCUGGAGGAUCUCUUCGCCUCCAUCUCCGCCAUGGUCAAGGGCGAGCUCCAGGGAACAAAUAACCAACUUUUGCUGCUGGAGAAGAUGAACCAGAGAGUAGGAGAAGAGUACAACGCCUUCGGAGAUGUCGCAUCCGGGCUAAGAGUCUUUGUCGAACAACUCGGCGAGAAGAGCCGUGGCUUCGACGAGUUCGUGCAGCGAAUCGACCGUAUAGACCAGCAAGUCACCGAGUUCGAAGCUGUUGUCUCGAUGCUCGAUAAAUACGUCUCCUUACUAGAAAAUAAAGUACAAUCCGCGUAUCAUCAUAAUACACCGCCUUAGUAUUUCUGUUGGGUUAAAUUUUACGGUCUUCUUGGAGAUAUGAUCCGAUCGAUGAUUUUGCUCGAUAUUUCCUUGUUCUUUUUCUUUGUCAUGGAGAUCAGAAUCAUUUGAUUUGGGUGGGUGUAGAAAUUGUUGUGUAUGUUGAGUGAGUGGUUAGGUAAAAAAGCACUUUUGUGCAGGUUGUGUAAUAACUGCAGUUAGAAAGAGAGAGCUCUUCUGUUAUUGACAAUCUCUUCAUUUUUCUACCAGAGAGUUAAGUAGUA